This is a messenger RNA of Betta splendens (Siamese fighting fish), 2677 nucleotides long. RefSeq names its product BRF1 RNA polymerase III transcription initiation factor subunit b (gene brf1b). Gene Ontology annotation, cellular component: transcription factor TFIIIB complex; transcription preinitiation complex; nucleus. The transcript is spliced from 19 exons. The record is from RefSeq and is a predicted model, not a curated record. Lineage: Eukaryota; Metazoa; Chordata; Actinopteri; Anabantiformes; Osphronemidae. The coding region runs from base 245 to 2371 and encodes 708 amino acids. Gene Ontology annotation, molecular function: TBP-class protein binding; RNA polymerase III type 3 promoter sequence-specific DNA binding; RNA polymerase III general transcription initiation factor activity. Gene Ontology annotation, biological process: transcription by RNA polymerase III; transcription preinitiation complex assembly; DNA-templated transcription initiation.
GGUGACGUCAAUUUUAAGCGCGACAGGAAAAAACAAGGGACACUUUGCAGUAAUCAGUAAAAAUUAACUAUGGAUUUAUCGAUUUAAUAAUCACAUAAAGGGGCUGGCAUUUAAAAUGGCCUAAGACUAAUUUGUAAUACUUAAUAAAAGUACAGAGUGAGUGAUUUGAGUGAUUGAGUUUUACCUCUAAACGGGACUCUAUUGUUUUCUUCUUCUUCUGUCGGUUGUGUCAACCCCCUCCACCAUGAGCACCAAGGUGUGUAGGACCUGUGGGGGGUUUGACAUAGACGUGGAUCAGGCUCGGGGGAGCGCAGUGUGUACAGGCUGUGGUUCGGUUCUGGAGGACAACAUCAUUGUCUCGGAGGUCCAGUUUGUGGAGGGAAGUGGAGGGGUGUCGUCGGCUGUUGGACAGUUUAUCUCUGCUGAUGGUCCACUCAAAGGUCCUCUCCUUGGUUCUGGUUUCCACACCACUGUUGGUAAAGAGUCUAGAGCCCAGACCCUGCAGAGUGGUAAGCGUCAGAUCCAGCAGCUGGGCAGCCAGCUCCAGAUGAACCAGCACUGUUUGGAUACGGCCUUCAACUUCUUCAGGAUGGUCGUUAGUAAACAUCUGACACGUGGUCGGAAGAUGGAGCACGUCAUUGCUGCAUGUCUCUAUCUGGUGUGUCGCACUGAGGGGACACCACACAUGCUUCUGGACCUGAGUGACCUGCUGCAGGUGAACGUUUAUAUCCUGGGAAAGACAUUCCUGCUGUUGGCACGGGAGCUCUGCAUCAAUGCUCCUGCUAUUGAUCCCUGCCUCUACAUUCCCCGUUUCGCCCACAUGUUGGACUUUGGCAGACAGACUCAUGAGGUCACCAUGACAGCCCUGCGCCUGGUUCAGAGGAUGAAGAGGGACUGGAUGCACACGGGGCGGCGGCCCUCUGGUCUGUGUGGAGCAGCUCUGCUGGUCGCAGCGCGGAUGCACAAGUUCCGUCGAACAGUGAAGGAGGUGGUGAGCGUUGUGAAGGUCUGUCAGAACACUCUGAGGAAAAGGUUAACAGAGUUUGAGGACACACCAACCAGUCAGCUGACCAUUGAUGAGUUCAUGAGAGUAGAUCUGGAGCAGGAAUGUGAUCCACCUUCAUUUACUGCUGCACAGCACAAAGCUAAAAUGCAGCAGCUAGAACAGGAGCUGACAAAGAAGCUGGAUGAGGUCGAAGGAGAAAUCUGCUGCUACAAAGAUGAGAUUGAGACAGAGCUAGAAAAAAGUCGACCAAAACUAAGAGGAAUCUACGCUGCCUAUGCUAAAGAAAUUGACCCAGAAGAUGCAGAGGUUUUGUCUUCAACUUCUGAACCCGAGGAGCUGGAAAUUGAAGAUGCCCAGCUUCAAGCUGCCACACAACACCUCACACAAGACUUUUUGUGUCAGAUGAUCCAUGAGGAGGAGGGACGGGACAAGACUACACUUGAGGAUGAACAGGAGUCGGGGCUAGAGGGCCAGCAAUCCGGGCCUCAGAGACACGCAGCCCCUCUUGCUGUCAUCCUAGGUAACUGUCCAAGCUCCGCUAGCCUGGACGGUCCACGGAUCUUCCAGACCUUAAACAAAUCAGAAAUCAGUGAGAAACCACACGGUGAGGCAUUGGAAAGUGAAGAACUAGACCUGGACGGUAUUGAUGAUCAGGAAAUCGAUAAGUACAUCCUCAAUGACAAGGAGGUUCAGGUGAAGACGGCGCUGUGGCUCAAACAGAAUGCAGAGUACCUGCAGGAGCAGAAAGAGAAAGAAGAGAGGAUACAGAAAGAGAAAGAACAGGGGACCUACAAGGAGAAGAAAAAAUACAAGAAGCGGGAGCCAAUCAAGGCAUCAACAGCAGGUGAGGCAAUUGAGAAGAUGCUGGAGAAGAAGAAGAUUUCCAGCAAGAUCAACUACGAUGUCCUCAGAGACCUGAACAGCAGAGGGACAGGAAGUGGGGGGUGCAACAGUCCAGGCAGGGCCUUCGCUGACCCCCCUGAACCCAACGCCCCUGGGAAGCGGCUCCGCCGCCGCCGCAGUAAAGCCAAUGAGGCAACUCAAGACCUCGCUGUUAAUACUGCCACCAUGAGCAAAAGGUUUCGUCGCCUCAUUUCCUCAACCUCUUCUACCUCCAUACAAAAGAAGAAGAAGAAGCCUACCUCUGAGGGCAAAAAGUCCAUCGGCAUGACCACAGAAAGCACAAGAGCAGCACCUGAAGCAACCCCGGUGCCAGACCCGGACAUCAGCUCCACCCCUGCUAAGCUCGCUGUGGUGGAGGAUGUGGAGGAGGAAGAGGAGCUGGAUGUGGAGGAGGAGUGUGUAAGUGCUCUGCAGCUUGUAGGAGACUACGGCUGUGAGGCAGAGGAGGAAGACACCUUCUAGCUGAACCAUGAUGGGUCAGAACAACAACAAGGGUCAGAACAAUAACUGACACAAGUGACCAACACACGUUGAUUCACUGACCACACGGCUCAAACCCCUCGUUUCCUCAUCAUAUUUAAGUCUUUUCUUUUUUGUAAUUUCUUUUUUUUGUAAAUACAAAACACAUCUCACUUUACAUUCCUGAUCCUUUGUCUGUGACUGAACCAGCUGUUUUAAUGUGUGUCAAGCCUGUAAUGUAAACUGAACUUUGUAUCUGUGUUGUUUUGUCAGAAGCAAGAAGAAAUAAUAAUAAAACAAGAAAACCGA